UAGAUAAUUACGGGAUUCACGGGAUUUAGGUGUUGGUUUGGUAAAAUAAAUUUUUAUUUUAUCAGCUCACUGAAUAUCAUAAUGACUAUGUAGUGAAAAAGUGGAAAUAUAUGUGUAAAACGAAAUAAUACAUCAUUAUUUCGAUCAAAUUACAAUACGAGUCGUCGUUAUUACGCAUAACUCGUAUUGUAUUCGAACAUCGUCAAGCCUAUUUUUUGGUUGCUAAAAUGUCGGGCGACCACAAAACAUUGAUAAAAGGUAGUCCAUCGCAAUAUGUGAAGCUAAAUGUGGGUGGUACACUGUUCUAUACAACUAUCGGUACACUGACAAAGAGUGAUAACAUGUUGAGAACGAUGUUCAGUGGCCGGAUGGAAGUACUAACAGAUUCGGAAGGCUGGAUACUCAUUGAUCGAUGUGGUAAACACUUUGGCACCAUACUGAAUUAUCUUCGUGAUGGUACUGUUGCCCUGCCGGAUAGUUACCGUGAAAUCAUGGAACUGUUGGCAGAAGCUAAGUACUUUUUGAUUGAAGAAUUGACUGAGUCUUGUCAACAGGCAUUGGCCAAAAAAGAAAGAGAAGCUGAACCUAUUUGCAGAGUUCCUUUGAUCACUUCACACAAGGAAGAACAAUUGCUGAUAAUGUCAACUUCUAAGCCUGUUGUCAAGCUCUUGAUUAACCGACAUAACAACAAAUAUUCAUACACAAGUACAUCAGAUGACAAUUUGCUGAAGAACAUCGAGCUGUUUGACAAGCUUUCACUGCGCUUCAGUGGCCGUGUAUUGUUCAUAAAGGAUGUGAUUGGCUCAAAUGAGAUUUGCUGCUGGUCAUUCUUUGGACACGGCAAAAAGUGUGCAGAAGUCUGCUGUACAUCCAUUGUGUAUGCUACUGACAAGAAACACACUAAAGUUGAAUUCCCUGAAGCUAGGAUAUAUGAAGAAACUUUGGGCAUUUUACUGUAUGAGAGCAGAAAUGGACCUGAUCAAGAUUUAAUUCAAGCAACUUCAUCACGUGGCGCUGUUGGUGGACUGUCCUGCACUAGUGAUGAGGAAGAGGAGCGAUCUGGAUUAGCGCGACUCAGAUCAAAUAAACAGAAUAAUCAAUCUUAGCGGUUACAGUCGGGCUUGGCGCGCCUUCGAAGCUCGAAACGGACUAAUGUCUGAUACCAGGCUGGCUUCUUGUUGCCAUUUUGCUGGCUGCCUUGCUUUGGUCUGUAGACUUUACUGAGCUGUGUCCUUCAAAGGUCAGUUUGACCACUUUUCCAUGGCUCUCUUGAUUGUGGAGGAAUGAAAAUGGCAUAAGGCAUUUAUGAUUAUAGUCAGAUCUAUGGACAACUUUCUUCUAUUACUAUGUGUCUGUGUCUAUUCUGUGUGUAGUGAGUAAAUUCUACCAGAAGUUGAUUAGAAGAAACAUGACGUUAAAAGUGUUAUGUAUGAUGCAGGACUACUACAUAUCUUAUAUUCACCUGGUACAUAUGUGGUAGUGUCAUAGAAUAUUAAUUGGUGUCUAGUAUACGAUUCAUAAAUGUAUUUGGUAAAUCUACAGUAUUUGUUGUUGAUGUGUAAAUUUAGAUGUAGUAAAUGGGAUGCAAAGAAAAGAAUGCAUUUGUCAUAUGCAACAUCACAAGCCGUUAGUGACAGAAGUAUGGUUGAAUGUCUUGAGACUAGGAAAUGUACAUUAUUAAAUGUUGCAUGAUGUGUUGUUAUAAAAGUGUAAAAUAGUGUAAUAUUCUAUCUAAGAUUGUAUGUGAAACAAUGUGUACAAGCUUUGCAGUACAUCUAUUUCAUAAUUCUAAUGUAAUUUUACGCUUAUAUUUAUCACACGACUUACACAGCUCAAGUGAUUUGCCAAAUCAAUGUUGUCUAGUAUUAGAAACUUGUUCCUGAAACAUCUCAAGUGGAUGAAGCUCAUAAUUUAAUACCAAUUUUUGUUGUUAAGAAUUAUUCUUAUUGCCUAUUAGGGGAUUAGUAGAACUCAAAUUGUAGUUGAUUCUAGGAAUAAAAUAAUUGGUGUCUGAAUUCAAUCCAAAUAUAAUUAAUAUGAUAUAAUAGAUUACUGCAUUGCACUAUUAUGAUAUUUGCCACCAAUUGCCAUUAUACUUCAUGUUAUAUUGUAAAUAUUCUAAAUAAUACAUUAAAAACGUGGUAUAGGAAAUCUUCAAUUGGUAGAAGUGAUACUAAAUACAAAUUCUUAACUCUUUAUCUUAGGAAUUCAUGGUGUAUGAUUUUGCCAAAUUAUAUAGCUAAUGUAAUAGUAGUAAAUUGAUAAGUAAUUAUUGUAACAGAAAAAAAAUGGAAUGGUAUUAAAGUUAUGCAAAUAAUUAUCAGUCUAGUCUGAAAUGAUUGUUUCAUGAGACUUUGUUAGGCGAAGGGAAAGAUUAGAGAGUAACUCCUUUAGAUAGUUUUCAGAUUAUAUUGAUGUUGUGUGUGUGUCACAUUAUUUCAAUUUGUGACUCAUUCAUUAGUAUACAUAGUGCAAAGAUUGAUUUAUUUUACAAGAUAUUAGUAUCAAAUGGCAAGAAGACAUAUUUCAUCCUUAUUAUAAAGGUAGAUUUAGCAAAUUAAGAAUGAUGGAUGGUUUAAGAGGCUAAUUAAAGUGAUUGAAUAUGAAGAUUAGAGUUAGUACUGGUCAUUGUACAAAAUGAGAUUGAGAAAGGAGUCCCUCCUAGAACAUUUGAAGAUUGGUUUCAUGGUUUCACUGGUUUCAUUAUGAUAGAAGCCAUUUGAGUGGAGAAUGAUUAUUGUCAAAUUUAUAACACCUAUAACUUGUUAUAUCCUUAAAAAUAUUAUAUGCUCACUGUUUAGCUGUC
Messenger RNA from Spodoptera litura, 2806 nucleotides. RefSeq names its product BTB/POZ domain-containing adapter for CUL3-mediated RhoA degradation protein 3. NCBI's taxonomy places the organism in Eukaryota, Metazoa, Arthropoda, Insecta, Lepidoptera, Noctuidae. The record is from RefSeq and is a predicted model, not a curated record. Gene Ontology annotation, biological process: protein homooligomerization. Gene Ontology annotation, molecular function: protein binding.